AUGCCACAGCAGGACACGUGGUCGAAUAUGUUUGUCGGCACAUACACAUACAUACCUGUGAUAAAAAAAGAUCAAUGCUUGGUAUUAAAAAUGACGAGAUUUGUCGUCGAGAUUUGUGGUUCUGCGACAGUUCAAAAUGAGCAUUCUUCGCCCAUUUUGAAUAAACGAUAUUUGACAAAUGCAAAUGCGAUGAUGGUCGACGAUGUCCUCCCAGCUGUCCAUAUCCACGCCCUCCAGUCUUUUAUCUUUCUUCUUGCUUUCCCUAUUCAUACUCUAGACGAGUGGAACCUUAUGAAUCCAGCCGGUACAACUCUUCCUCUCACAGAUCACCAUGACUCUUCCUUGAUAAAAUUAAAGUUAAUCUUAAUUAACUCACCUGCUUGGUCAUUAAUGACUCACCGACCUGGUUACAAACCAGAAUUUCUAAAAUGA
Loa loa (African eye worm) is the source of this 432-nucleotide messenger RNA. RefSeq lists its product as hypothetical. Lineage: Eukaryota; Metazoa; Nematoda; Chromadorea; Rhabditida; Onchocercidae. The record is from RefSeq and is a predicted model, not a curated record. The coding region runs from base 1 to 432 and encodes 143 amino acids. The transcript is spliced from 2 exons.